This is a messenger RNA of Blepharisma stoltei, 1941 nucleotides long. The record is from the annotation of a GenBank genome assembly. Lineage: Eukaryota; Ciliophora; Heterotrichea; Heterotrichida; Blepharismidae.
AUGCGAGCAAUUCUAACAGCUCUCUUCUAUCUUAUUUCAAUCCACCUUUCAGCAUCAAUUCCCCAUCCCCACGAAAUAACCAACAACAACGUUAAAAAUACUCUCAAAGAUAUAGACAAUUCUUCAUACGGAAGUAUGCUACUUGACUUAAUCCAGCUCCCCGUCGAAGCCGGUAACAUUUGCCCUAGAAGCACCCUGGUGAUCGAAGCAAGUUUAUCCCCAGCGAACUUGUGGGCCCGAUGCGACGAAAGGCGAGUGAUAGACCUGGGGUUGUCACCCCGUAUUGGACGUUAAGCGUUAUAAAUUUUAAUGUAAUGAAUGACUUAAUCCAGCUCCAAAGUGAAACCCCAGACUCAAAUGCUAGUCUUUUUACCCAAAUUUCUCAACAAAUUCAAGACUCUCAAAAAUCAGAGAUUUCUAAAAGUCAAUAUAACCAAGUCUACUGUGAUGACGAAAAUAAAAGACUUUUUGAUAUUUCUAGAGAAGCUGAACUCACUAUUGUUUCAAAUAAUUAUAAGAUUAAAUACGAAAUUCAACCUGAGCUAGAUAGCAAAAGACAAAGAAAAAUGAGAUUAGAGAAAGAGAUGGAUUUAAAUAAAUUGCAAAGGAAAAAACUUCUUGAAGAAAAAGAGCAGGAAAACGAAAAAUGGAGCGAAAAGAAAAGCAUUAUUGAUAAUGCUAUAAACAAUUGUGAAGAACUGUAUAGAAUUUUUAAUCAAAAUUCAUUUUUACAAAAAGAUCUUACAGCUACGACUCUAGUAGAAUUAAAAAAUCAACUAGAAGAAAUAGGUCAUGAGGCUGCGCCUGCAUUUGAGACUUUAGUAGAGCUAGGAAACUCUAAACAAAGCAAAAGUAAUAAUAGAGUGCUAGCAAGUAUGAUUUUACAAAUAAAAUCUGAUCUUGAAGUAUCAAAAACUAGAAUGGAAGAUAGCGUCAGUAAAAACCAAGAAAAUUUAUUAAGUUAUUUAGGAAGUUUGGAAGUUUAACUUAACUUAGAAUUUACAAUAUUUAACGUGUGUUAGCACAUAAUCAAUGUACUUCCGUUCCUACUUUGGGAUACCAGCACUCAUAUAGCUUCGAUCAGAUAGUCCCUUGACUUUGUGCAUUUGGAUUUUGGCGGCUACCCUUGAAAAUUUAAGGUUAAGCAUAAUUUCUGGUUUAAAGCUGGUUGUUGCUCAAAUGGCCUAUUGGUAUCUAUAGGCAUCUCUUAGCUGCCUCUUCCAAUUUGGAGUCUUCAUUCUCCCAUGAGAUAAAAAUCCAGACCUGAAAGCCAACUGGUGGCUAAACUCUUCUAUUGUUGGACAUAUAGAAAUUGCCCGAGGAUGGCGCAAAAUAGCGCCAUCCUCGGGCAAUUUCUAUAAUUAAAUAUAGGAAGUUUGGAAGAAGUUUAUCAGCAAUACAAAAAUGAAUAUGAUAAUUCGACUCCAAAAAUUAUUUCUUUAUCCCACUAAUUGGGAAUAAUAAGUGAAAUAAUAAUUUCUAUAUAAAAGGGAUAAUUUUUACAAGAAUUUACUCAUAUAUUAUUCUAUUUUAAACGAGGGGUAUAAGUAAAAUAUUAUUUAAACAAAUUUAUUUCUUAAAAUCUAUAAAAUUUUUUUCAUAGACUUUUACUAUGAAUUAUAUAAACUUUUUUCUUACAAAAUGAGUUCACUAGAGAUUGAAAUAUUUUUUAUUAAAAUUUAAAGAGGAGAAUUAGAAGGAAAAAUACGUGGCUUGAAUAAUGAGAUUGAAAACUUAAAUAAAAAGCAAGAGGAAGUCAAAAAUGAAUUGGCAAAACUCCAUGAUUGGUGCGAAUUCCAAAAGAAAAAAUAUCUAGAAGAAACACAAAAAAGGCAAGAAAAACUUGAUAUGACAAAUGCAGUAAAAAGCAUUUUAUUUGAGAACAAUGAAGAAAUAGAGGAAUUUGUUAGUAAAAGAAUGAGUAAAACCGAUAAAUAUUAA